AUGCGAGAAGUAUGUGUACCUAUGUACUUUGUACCAGGACUUCCUCCAUCAGAGGAAGUAGAGUAUGGAAGGUACUCAUACAGUAUGAAGUCUUUUCGACAUGCUAAUGUUGAAAUCUAUUCAAUUCCACUGUGGCACCUGACACAGCCAGGGCCACACAGCAACGACUUCUGGCUGAAGAGGUUCCCAAAAAAGCUUCGAUAUCCACUAUUAGUGCCUGGCUCAGAUGAUACAGCUAUUGGAUGGGGUAUAAGACUAAAUGAGAAGUUGGACUUGUCCCAUUUUCUGUAUAUCAUUCUCUUGACAUGCAUAGCAAUCACUGCGAUUGUGGUCAUAUAUGCAAUAGCAGCCUCAGACGCAGCUUCGGCCUUUGGAUUGGGUGCGGUAAUAGCUGCACUCGCUGCGAUAUGGAUUCCGUAUCAAUACUUUUGCUGGUUAGAGAGGGUAUGCUAG
This is a messenger RNA of Colletotrichum siamense, 453 nucleotides long. RefSeq lists its product as uncharacterized. NCBI's taxonomy places the organism in Eukaryota, Fungi, Ascomycota, Sordariomycetes, Glomerellales, Glomerellaceae. The record is from RefSeq and is a predicted model, not a curated record. The coding region runs from base 1 to 453 and encodes 150 amino acids. The transcript has a single exon.